AAUAAAUAGAAUGUCUAAUGUUAUUUUUCUUAAGUAAAUUGACUUUUAAAGUUUCAUCUACUUUUACACCUUUCUUUCCUCUUCUUAAAAUUGUUUAGAACAUUUAUUAUUUUCUAAGUUGUUUAGUGAAAAUUUAAUUUUGACAAUAAUGCGAUUAAUCUUUCACUAAUUAAAUGAGAAAAGNAAUAAAAUGAUAUUUUUGAAUAUUCUACUUUUCAUUUUUCUUCUAUAUUUAUAUUUAAAUUUCAUUAUGAUAAAUUCAGAUAUUAUAAUAUUUAUUGAAAAAAUUAAUCAAAUGUUACAAACACUUUCGACUGAGUUAAAUAAUAUGCAGAGCAAAAGUAAAUAAUAAGAUCAGAGAAUAGAGAAUUUAUAUAUUAGUUUUUAAGAAAUAUAUCAAAUAUAAAAUAAUUUGAAUAAUCCAGGUUCAACUAAGCAUAACAUGCUAUAUUAGGUUAGACCUGAAGUUUUCAAUUAAAUAUUAAUCUUUCUAGAUAUUAAACAAAUUUUACAAUUUAGAUUGGUAAGCAGAAGAGCAAAAGAAACUGUAAAAUAAAUGCUUCCAAAAUAAAUACAUAAUUUAUAAAAGUUAAUAGAAGAAUAAUAAAAUGAAAUAUAAAUCAAGAUUUAAAGUGCAUAGCAGGCAGGCAACAAUCAAGAUUAGAAAUAAGGUUUACAAGCAGCAUUAGAUGGAUUAUCUAGAAUUACUAAAGCUGGUAUUGUAGAACUGAAAAGCUUUGCAAGACCACCUGAAUUAGUUGAAAAGAUUAUUAAUCUAAUUUGCCUAGUUUUAGAUCCGACUUUUAAGAUACAAAAAGAUAAUUGGAAAGAGUGCCAAAAGUACCUAAAUUAAUAAAAUUUUAUAUUAUUAAUCAUCAAUUUAGAUAUUAGUAGUUUAAGCGAAAAACAGUUAUAAUAGCUUGAAUCAGUCAAUAGUAUUUCAGAAUAAUAAGCAGCCGCAAUGUCCAUAGUCGCAACUUCUAUCCUCAUUUUUUUGAAAGCUGUAUUAGAAUUAAGAUAGUCUUAAGUUUACGUGACAUAAAAUGCGAUAAAAUAAUUAGAGAGCAAAAUAAAGAAAGAACAAAAAUUAGUUGAUAAACUAGGAAAGAUCAUUCAUAAAUGA
Messenger RNA from Paramecium octaurelia, 1123 nucleotides. The record is from the annotation of a GenBank genome assembly. Lineage: Eukaryota; Ciliophora; Oligohymenophorea; Peniculida; Parameciidae.